This is a messenger RNA of Mytilus trossulus (common blue mussel), 695 nucleotides long. Its product is annotated as histone H2B-like. The record is from RefSeq and is a predicted model, not a curated record. NCBI's taxonomy places the organism in Eukaryota, Metazoa, Mollusca, Bivalvia, Mytilida, Mytilidae. Gene Ontology annotation, molecular function: DNA binding; protein heterodimerization activity; structural constituent of chromatin. Bases 130 to 504 code for a protein of 124 amino acids. The transcript has a single exon. Gene Ontology annotation, cellular component: nucleosome.
AUUCAACAUGUUAUGGGUGCUCUCUCCGAGGUUCGCGUUCAAUAAAAUCUUUCAAUCCGUUUUGCCCAGUAUAUAAACAAAUUGAAAAUAAUUUUUCACCAUUACUUAUUUGAUUAUCAAACCAGUAACAUGCCACCCAAAGUAGGAACUAAAGGAGCCAAGAAGGCCGUCACCAAGGCAAAGACUGCCAGACCCGGCGGUGACAAGAAAAGGAGGAGGAAGAGACGUGAAUCCUAUGCUAUCUACAUCUACAAAGUCUUGAGACAAGUUCACCCCGACACCGGAGUGUCCUCAAAGGCAAUGUCCAUCAUGAACAGCUUCGUCAACGAUAUCUUCGAGAGAAUCGCAGCAGAGGCUUCCCGAUUGGCACACUACAACAAAAGAUCUACCAUCACAUCUCGGGAGAUCCAGACCGCUGUCCGUCUUCUCUUACCCGGAGAAUUGGCCAAGCACGCUGUCAGUGAAGGUACCAAAGCCGUCACUAAAUACACCAGCAGCAAGUAAACAGUCUGAAGUUUAUAACUUCACAAACGGCCCUUUUCAGGGCCACCAACAUUUUUCAAAAAGAAUUUACAAUUGUUGUACAUCAUGUCAAACUUCUAAACAAAGCUAUAAAUCCCAACCCCCAGCUAUAACUACUUUCAAACUAUUUCAAUAGUAUAUGGUUACUUUUCUCUUCUUUCUAUCUGUAUAAC